AUGGGAGAGAGGGCUCCAAGACCAAGACUACAAGAGGUCGUGAACACCAGUGUGGGAAGAAUAAGUCCCAUCAAAGAUUACAAUAGCUCUGGUCUGGCUGACUUUGUCAGCGCUCUUCCAAGUGUAGACGAUCUUCAAGCGAACACUGAUAAACUAUUCCAGAGUAUCAGGUCGGGAGAUCACGCUGUGGUGGAGAGGUUACUGGCGGACAUGGGGCACAAAGUGGACAUAGUACCCAAGAUAGGCUGUUCACCCCUACACCACUCCAAGUUUAACCUAGCUAACAGAGAGACGGAGACAGGAGACAAUCCUCUGAUAGUGGCUGCUAGAGUGGACAGUAGGAUGGUGGAAAUUGUCUUGAACUAUGGAGGAAACCCAAACCAUGCCAACAAUGAUAGAGAAACUCCGCUGAGUGUAGCUGCGUGUAGGCUUGACAAGGAAGCUAUUGAGACACUGUUGCUGGCGGGUGCUAACCUUAGGGCGGCCGUAGUAAAGUUAACAUCACUGUUGCGAUACAAAGCAGAAAAGAACCCAGGAUGGUUACAAUGA
Molecule: messenger RNA, 549 nt
Organism: Bolinopsis microptera
Lineage: Eukaryota; Metazoa; Ctenophora; Tentaculata; Lobata; Bolinopsidae
Product: ankyrin repeat and SOCS box protein 8-like
Exons: 1
Coding region: 1-549 (182 amino acids)
Molecular function (GO): protein binding
Source: RefSeq, a predicted model, not a curated record